AGAUUCAAGGCGUUCAACUUCCGGGCAUCCAGGCAGAACCGGUCUUUCCCUGGCUUCGACACCACUGUUGUGCGAUUGCUCCACGGGCUUUUGCUCUCCUCAAUGACACCCAGCUCCAACAUCUUGUCGAUUUCAUCUUCGACCCCCUUCUGCUUCGCCGGAGACAUCGGAUACGGACGAUCCUUAAAGACCCGAGCUCCUUCCAUCAGCUCAAUGGAAUGCCUCUCCAUGCUGGUGACUCCGAGGCCCUCCCUUUCAAGAUGCUCCAUCUGGCUGGCAUGGAUUUCCUCCGCUGCCUUGACGCUUCUCGUCACCGGCUUCCCCACGACGGCUGGAGCUAGUCCGAAGGCUCGCCAGAAGUCGACUCCGAAGCAGCUCCAAGCGUCCGAUGAUGGAUCGAUCCUCGCAAGAAGCCGUCCGGACUACCGAAAAAUACGGUUGGACGGUAACUCCCAGCGUUUCCACGAGCUCUCUUUGCCCAGCACACUUACGCUGGCGCCUGUGUCCAACAAGCCGGUGAGCUGCUUGCCCAAGGCUUCCACGUCGGCGAAGGGUCUAGGAUCGGCGGAAUCUAUGCGUUUAACGGCUGCCACCACCUCUCGUCGUCUUGAUCUCCUCAUCCUGAAGCGCUCCCUCGCCUUCUGGACUCUCCGUGAGACAAGACGCAUGCCGCUCAGCUGAUGUUCCGCAAAGAUCCGGUUCCGUGCCUCCAUAUA
Molecule: messenger RNA, 716 nt
Organism: Drosophila subpulchrella
Lineage: Eukaryota; Metazoa; Arthropoda; Insecta; Diptera; Drosophilidae
Exons: 4
Coding region: 103-681 (192 amino acids)
Source: RefSeq, a predicted model, not a curated record